Messenger RNA from Topomyia yanbarensis, 1997 nucleotides. It is a transcript of the gene TTLL1B, whose product is annotated as polyglutamylase complex subunit TTLL1. Gene Ontology annotation, molecular function: tubulin binding; tubulin-glutamic acid ligase activity. Gene Ontology annotation, biological process: microtubule cytoskeleton organization; protein polyglutamylation. The transcript has 6 exons. The record is from RefSeq and is a predicted model, not a curated record. NCBI's taxonomy places the organism in Eukaryota, Metazoa, Arthropoda, Insecta, Diptera, Culicidae. Bases 328 to 1647 code for a protein of 439 amino acids. Gene Ontology annotation, cellular component: cilium.
UUAUGUCACGUGUAUGCUGAAAAAUGUAAAGCUCCGGUAAAGUUGGGUCAGAUUGAUUGACAAAUCGCAUAUGUAGCUCGUCAAAAAACUUUCACUGAUUUGUGCAUGCUUCCCGUGUGAGCCGGACCCGAAUCGCGCAAAAAUAACUAGGUCACUCGUUUUGCAGCUACUCUAAAUAGCAAAGAUUUACCACAAACAACUGUCGGAAUUCAGGCCAUUGCGUGACUUUCCCCGUUAGGAGCAGAAAACGCAACAGGAUUCAUCAAGGCUACUGAGUACCUAUAUCCUGUUAUAUCUUAUAAUUCUCGUAAUACGGAGCUCCCAGCCAUGGAUAGGAUAACGACUGCGGAUCCGAAGCGCGUGUCAACGAAUCUUGCCACAAUGUACGGAAGAAUCGCUCCAGGUCACGAACGAAUGAAGAUAUGCUUUUGCACGGAUUUGGACAAAUCGGUACUCAUCAGCAACUUUGAGAAACGCGGCUGGGUGCAGGUUUCAGCCGAUGACGAUUGGAAUUAUUACUGGGCAGGAACGGGCACGUGUCGAAAUAUUUUUAGCGUGGACAGUGGCUACCGAAUGCACGAUAACCAGCUGAUCAACCACUUUCCCAAUCAUUACGAGCUGUCGCGGAAGGAUUUACUGGUGAAGAAUAUCAAACGCUAUCGGAAGGAUCUGGAACGGGAUGGGAAUCCACUGGCGGAGAAAACGGAAGCCAAUAUGCCGGGGGGAUCGAAAUAUUUGUAUUUGGAUUUUAUUCCCAUUACCUUCGUACUGCCGGCCGAUUAUAACAUGUUUGUUGAGGAGUACCGUAAAAACCCGCAAAGCACAUGGAUUAUGAAGCCAUGCGGAAAAUCUCAAGGAGCAGGUAUUUUUCUAAUCAACAAACUAUCCAAGUUGAAACGGUGGUCCAGGGAGGCGAAGACCUCAUUUCAUCCACAGAUUGGGAAGGAGAGCUACGUUAUUUCAAGAUACAUUGAAAAUCCCCUACUGAUCGGGGGUAAGAAAUUCGACCUACGGCUGUACGUUCUGGUUACAUCGUUUCGACCGUUGAAAGCGUACCUUUUCCGGCUAGGAUUCUGUCGAUUCUGUACGGUUAAGUACGAUACUAGCGUGACCGAGCUGGACAACAUGUACGUCCACCUGACCAACGUCAGUGUUCAGAAGCAUGGUGGAGAGUACAACAACCACCACGGGGGCAAGUGGAGCGUUCAAAACUUACGUCUCUUUCUGGAGGGUACCCGUGGCAAGGAAGUGACGGAUAAGCUAUUUGGUGCGAUCACCUGGUUGAUUGUUCACUCGCUGAAGGCAGUUUCCAGUGUGAUGGCCAGUGAUCGACACUGCUUCGAAUGCUACGGGUACGACAUCAUAAUCGACAACACGCUCAAACCUUGGCUGGUGGAGGUCAAUGCAUCACCGUCGCUAACGUCGACUACGGCGAACGAUCGGAUACUGAAGUACAAGCUGAUCGAUAAUAUUCUGAACAUCGUUCUGCCACCGGAUGGCAUUCCGGAUGUACGAUGGAACAAAAUUCCUAGUCCCGACAUGCUUGGAAACUUUGACCUGCUGAUCGAUGAGGAGAUCGCUGCUCAGGAUGACGGUGCUCCCAGUACCAACGGCAAAAGUAGAUCCAGCAGUAAUCGAUGGAAAUGAGAGUAAAUUUUACAACUUUUUUUUUCUCAGUAUAACUUUUAUUUUCAAUUUUUUAUUGGUUUUCAUUGUUUCGAUUUACAAACGAUGUUUGCGCUGUUGUGACAAUAUUGGUUUGAUUUAUUACUGCUAUAGGUGUGUCUUUGUUUUUCAAACUGGUACAAAUGCAAAUGACCAAUGCUUUUUCCCCGGGUGUGGUGGAAUAGUUCAGCUUCAAAGUUACAAAGUGUGUUUGCGUGUGUCGUUUAUUCUUCAAAUUUACUAGAACGCGUUGGAUUCGAUGAAAAUUUCCUAUUUAAAAUAAAUGUAUUUUUUUCUUGACUGUUUCAUCUGGUUUCAUUUCCAAAUAUAGG